Messenger RNA from Aphanomyces astaci, 1786 nucleotides. RefSeq names its product NAK protein kinase, variant 2. Gene Ontology annotation, biological process: protein phosphorylation. The coding region runs from base 450 to 1721 and encodes 423 amino acids. Gene Ontology annotation, cellular component: cytoplasm. Gene Ontology annotation, molecular function: protein serine/threonine kinase activity; ATP binding. The transcript has 9 exons. The record is from RefSeq and is a predicted model, not a curated record. Lineage: Eukaryota; Oomycota; Saprolegniomycetes; Saprolegniales; Verrucalvaceae.
AAAUCGCCGUGGAGAAACCGAAGUGACAUGCUGGUGCUGUACGACGUGUUGGGCGAAGUGGGUAGCUCCGAACGGCACCCAAAUGCCUUCCGCGUCUCCGACGCAGUUCAUCCCAUCCGUCUUAAGGAUGUCCAAGCAGCAUGCCCCUUCGAGUACUGCCACUUUAGCUUCCAGCACGACAACGGCGUUUAUGGAUCUUACACCAACCCCAACUCGGUGGUCCCAGUCGUGAACCGCUCGCGCAUCCACGCCAAGAUUGUCGUGUCGGAAGGUCCCGCUCCCCAUGAGAAAGGCGUCCGACACGACGACGCCAUCCACGUAGAGGUUUCCAAUGGGGUAACGCGAUCAACAUCCCGCACCAGUUCAUCCAGUUCGCACUCUGGCACACAGCGCAACGCAUCCAAAGAGUACGUAAUUCUGUCUUUCCAACCCAUCGAAGCACGUUUUGCAUGUCAUGUCGCUUGUCGUCUACUAGUCCAAACACCGACAAGGCUCCUUGGGAAGCGACCUUUGGCGACAAUCCGUCCCGUGACAGCAGCGGCGGGAGCAAUUCCUCUCGCGGCGACGGAGGCGGCGGCGGCCUUUCCGCGGCAGAGAUCAAGGAAAAGUUCAAAAAGCAGACGGACAUGGCCAAGGAUUUCGCCAAAAACUUGCACGUGGACGACAUGAAGCGCAACGCGGUCGAGUUUGCCAAGACAAUCAACCUCGAUGAAACCGCGCGGAAGGCCAAAAAGUGGGGCGGGUCGUUGCUCACAUCCAUCAGCAACUCGAUUUCCAGCGCCAGCAACGCCAUGUCCAAGGGCGAAGUCGUGUCGGUGGGUACAGCCGGCGCCAUCUCCGCCACCCAAGUCCACAUCGUGCGGCUGCUGGCCGAAGGAGCAUAUGGCCACGUGUUCCUUGUCAAGACCACCGCGACCAAUGAAACGUGCGUCUUAAAGCGCAUCGUCGUGACGUCCGCCCAAGUCGAGCGCGACGCCGCCAUCGAGCGACAAGUGUUGGAGAACGUCCAACAUCCCCAUAUCAUGCGGAUGCUCCAAUAUGGCGAAACGCGGUCGGCGUCCAAGCAUGAGGUGCUGUUUUUGCUGCCAUUUUACGACCACGGGACGUUGUGGGAUUCGAUUUGGCGGGCUACGAACGAUGUCGCAGACCAGGUGUGGCCGUUCAACGAGCGACGAAGUUUGCGCAUCUUUCAAGGCAUCGCGGCGGGCGUGGCGGCGCUGCAUGCCGCCGGAUUUGCACAUCGCGAUUUGAAGCCGCACAACGUGUUACUGGACCACCGCGACCACUCAAUUCUCAUGGACUUUGGCAGUUGCGCGCCGUUGGUCACGGAGAUAGUCGACCGCCGCACGUUGAUGGACGUCCAAGACGACGCCAACCGAAAAUGCUCGGCGCCGUACCGCGCCCCCGAGUUGUUUGAGCCUGAGAUAGGUCAUGUGAUCAAUGGCCAGUCGGACGUGUGGUCCCUCGGGUGUCUCUUGUACUGCAUGGCAUUUGGGUCGAGUCCGUUUGAAUCUGCUCGCGAAGGAUUCAUGCGACUGGCCUGUCUCAACGGCAAAGUGACGUUUCCCCCGAGUCAGGGGGACGUUGUGCGAUUCCGCGGCGUGGAGUUUUCCGUCGACUUUUGCGAAUUCAUCAAAGAUAUGCUGCACCCAGACCCUUCGGACCGGCCAGCCAUGUCGGACGUGCUGGAAUACACGGCCGAGCUGCUGCAUGCUCAGUAGCUAGCUACUAGUACGUAGUAGGUAUACAUAUAUUUCCAAAUAUAUACUGGUAUACUUCGUAGCUA